Molecule: messenger RNA, 2298 nt
Organism: Brienomyrus brachyistius
Lineage: Eukaryota; Metazoa; Chordata; Actinopteri; Osteoglossiformes; Mormyridae
Gene: tasp1
Product: taspase, threonine aspartase, 1
Exons: 14
Coding region: 431-1678 (415 amino acids)
Biological process (GO): protein maturation
Molecular function (GO): threonine-type endopeptidase activity
Source: RefSeq, a predicted model, not a curated record
GAAGUGAUUUGCUCGGCGGCGUGUCGGGCUUCACGGCGAGUUGAAUGCGGUGCGGCUUGUUUUUAAAGACCAGCGCCAAAAAUAACAAUCUAGCAUCGAUCGCAGCAAAUUAGAUAGCCUUCCGCUUGCACUGUCGAAAGUAGCCUAUUUAACAUGUGCAGUCUGAACGUCUUUGACUCUGAAUGUUUCCACGCAGCUCGCUAGUUAGCUAACGAUAGAAGUUCCCCCCCAUUCAGAAAAGCUUGCUAGCAAACUCUUGCAAUUCAAUCGACGGUGUCAGCUUCCUGGAGUACAAACGGCAUUAUGUGUCUUUUUAACCAUCUAACGUAGUAAAAACAUUUUUGGAUAUUCUACACCGUUCUCUCCUGCUAUGAUGCCUGCCCUUUGAGUGGCGGCCAGGGCAUGAUGCCUCCUGAGCCGGGCUGGGGUCAUGGAGAAAAUAAUCCAAGAAGCCGACGUGCGGCUGCCCUCUACUUUCCUGCGAAUCUCCGACGGCUCGGCGGAGACACCGAAAGAGCAGCCACGGGACAGGAAGGCAAUGGGGUUUGUGCUGGUGCAUGCAGGGGCCGGUUACCACUCGGAGUCCAAAGCCAAGGAGUAUAAGCAUGUCUGUAAGAAAGCUUGCCAGAGGGCUGUGGAGAAGCUGAACGCUGGUGCCCCAGCAGUAGAGGCUGUCACUGCGGCACUAGUGGAGUUGGAGGAUUCUCCUUUCACCAAUGCGGGCAUGGGCUCCAACCUGAACCUGUCAGGGGAGAUUGAAUGCGACGCCAGCAUCAUGGAUGGAAAAUCCUUGCAGUAUGGGGCAGUCGGUGCCCUCAGUGGCAUUAAGAAUCCCGUGUUGGUGGCGAGCAGACUGCUGAGCGAAGCCCUCAAAGGAAAGCUGUCUGCGGGUCGUGUUCCUCCAUGCUUUUUGGUGGGGCGAGGAGCCUAUCACUGGGCAGUGGGCCAUGGGAUACCGCCCUGUCCUUCAGACAAAAUGGCCACGAAGUUCAGUCUGUCAGCCUACAAGAGGAACAGGCGGAAAAUAGAGCUGGCGGAGAAGGUGGAGUCUGACUAUGUGCAGGUGAAGAAGAGAAGACAAUCAAGUGAGAACGAGAAUGGCUCAGGGUCUCUGGACACGGUGGGGGCUGUCGUGGUGGACCAGGAAGGAAACGUGGCGGCGGCGGUAUCGAGCGGAGGCCUUGCCAUGAAGCAUCCGGGUAGAGUUGGCCAGGCAGCUCAUUACGGGUGUGGCUGCUGGGCCGAGAACGCCUGCAACCUGAAUCCGUACUCGACAGCUGUGAGUACCUCAGGCUGUGGGGAGCACCUCAUCCGCACCAUGCUGGCCCGGGAAUGCUCAGCGUCUGUGCAGUCAGAGGACGCCCACCAGUCCCUACUGGACACUAUGCAAAACAAGUUCAUUAGCUCGCCGUUUCUGGCCAGUGAAGACUGUGUCCUGGGGGGCGUCAUCGUCUUGAGAUGCUGCAGAUGUGCAGAUCCCCCGUCCUCCCCGGAUCUCCGGGCUCUGCUAGUGGAGUUCCUGUGGAGCCAUACAACAGAGAGCAUGUGUGUGGGGUACAUGUCAGCCCAGGACGGCAAGGCCAAGACACACAUCUCGCGGUUGCCUCCCGGAGCCGUGGCCGGCCAGUCGCUGGCCAUCGAGGGAGGAGUUUGUCGCCUGGGAAACCCAAUGGACUGAUGUCGCCCAGCUUGUCCUGCAGCGAUACCUGUACCGCCCCCAAGACUCAGCUUUAGCGUCAUCAGAUGCGAAUGCAUGCUGUGGGCUUUGUCUCAGUGCACUAUAGAUCCUGCAUCCCUGCCAGUAACAGCACUAGUUUUGCGUUGCCUAUUCCCUUUGACCCCCCCCCCCCCCCAAUUCCUCCCCCCUAACUCUUGCUUCUGUUUGAGGUUUUUACUUUGCUUACCCAUCAUGCACCUCUGCACAAGCUAUAUUUCCUAUAUAAGCUAAACAUGGUCUUCAAACAGGGUGGACAUAGAUUUUUAUUUUGUAAUUCCAUGUCAUUUUAUGUAUCUCAUUUUUUGUAUUUUGUUAGUUGCAAAAGGUCUUUGUAAAUAUUGGACGUUAAUCCACGAGUGGACUUAACAGUGAGGUCUGAAUAAGAGCUUUUUAAGGCCAGGCUCAGUAUGUAUGAUUAUACUUUUUUACAUAUUCAAAAUAAGAUGCACGUUGUAAUUUCAGAGUCUUUAGAAGGGAGUGGUUCUGUGUAUGUAUGUAGACGUGUGUGUGUGUGUGUGUGUGUGUGUGUGUGUGUGUAUAUACGUAUGUAUGUAUAUAUAUAUAUGUAUGUGUAUAUAUGU